UACAAGAAAACAAAGAAAUUAAAGUUUGGUAGUUUUAAUUCUUUUGGGCAAUCUUUGAUUUAUCUCUUUUUCAUCUCUUAACCAAAUUUUCUUUUGUUUCUUGUGGCUGAAUUAACUAAAGACAAAUCGAUUUGUUCGAGAGAUAAAAAAAAACUAGAAAGAAAGAGAAGAAUGGGUAGGAUUCCAUGUUGUGAAAAGGAUAAUGUGAAGAGAGGACAAUGGACUCCUGAAGAAGACAACAAAUUGGCUUCUUACAUUGCUCAACAUGGUACUCGUAAUUGGCGUCUCAUCCCUAAAAACGCUGGAUUGCAGAGAUGUGGGAAGAGUUGUAGACUACGAUGGACGAACUAUUUGCGUCCUGACCUGAAACAUGGACAGUUCUCUGACGCUGAAGAACAUAUCAUUGUCAAGUUUCACUCUGUUCUUGGUAACAGGUGGUCUUUGAUUGCGGCGCAGCUACCUGGUCGAACAGACAACGAUGUGAAAAACUAUUGGAACACGAAGCUGAAGAAGAAGUUGUCGGGAAUGGGAAUAGAUCCAGUUACUCACAAGCCUUUCUCGCACCUAAUGGCAGAGAUCACCACUACACUCAAUCCUCCACAGGUCUCUCACCUCGCUGAAGCCGCACUCGGUUGUUUCAAGGACGAGAUGCUUCACUUGCUCACCAAGAAACGUGUUGACCUGAACCAAAUCAACUUCUCAAGCCCUAACCCUAACCAUAAUAACCCCAACAACUUUAACCAAACUGUUGAUAACGAAGCUGGUAAGAUGAAACUAGAUGGCUUGGAGAAUGGGAAUGGGAUAAUGAAGCUAUGGGACAUGGGUAAUGGAUUCUCUUAUGGAUCAUCUUCCUCGUCCUUUGGGAAUGAUGAAAGGAAUGAGGGAUCCGCGUCUCCUGCGGUUGCGGCGUGGAGGGGCCACGGUGGAAUACGUACGUCAGUGGCUGAAACGGCGGCAGCGGAGGAGGAAGAGAGGAGGAAGCUGAAGGGAGAAGUGAUGGAUCAAGAGGAGAUUGGAUCUGAAGGAGGAAGAGGAGAUGGAACGAUGAUGAUGAGGAAACAUCAUGAUCAACAUCAACAACAUGCGUUCAGUGUUGAUGAUAAUGACUUGUGGGAUUUACAAGCUGAUGAUCUCAUUAAUCAUAUGGUUUGAUUUGUUUUAAUAGAUUUACUGUCAUUUUCAUUUUCGAACACAUUGGUAGUUAACUUAUGGUUAUGGUUACGAGUCAAUAGGAUUUUUUUCUGGUUGGUUACAGAUGCUAAUAAGAUUUACUUCUUUUUGUGACAACA
Raphanus sativus (radish) is the source of this 1289-nucleotide messenger RNA. RefSeq names its product transcription factor MYB80. The coding region runs from base 172 to 1152 and encodes 326 amino acids. The transcript has 3 exons. NCBI's taxonomy places the organism in Eukaryota, Viridiplantae, Streptophyta, Magnoliopsida, Brassicales, Brassicaceae. The record is from RefSeq and is a predicted model, not a curated record.